AUGGCCACGCUGCUUGCUAGACCUUCGCCGAUCGUCGAACGCGAGAGAACCGCUUCCCCUACUCCUCCACCCCAACUCUCCAUCAACACAUCGCAGCGAGGAACUCCCGCACCAAUCCCCAACAAACACAUUCCAUACUGCUCUCCAGGCCCACGACCGACCACUCGGCAGCUUGAUACCCCGCCCGCUUCCCCGCCAUCUUCAACGCAAUUAAUCGAGACGACGUCGCUCACCCACCCGCCCAAUGCUGCCGACAAAGUGUUCAACGAUCCACCAGUCUACUGCAUAACGGCAGACAAUCUUGCGAGGGCCUUGGACCACAUCGCCACGCAGCCACUACCCUCCACCAAGCAGGUGUUUCCUUGGCUUCACGGACUGCACGCCGAGAACCAGCUGCAGCUCGCAUUCUUCAUUGCGAGGAAGAGGUCGUUACGCCGGACUCCGAAAUGCAUCCGGGGGUUGACCGUGGUCAAGGCCGGCGGCGAUUUGUCGCACAGCCGGCUGAAGGGUGCCAUUGCGCCCGAGGAACUGCUGAAGCCCGCACCACUUCCCAGGAGCAAGAAAGCGGAACCAGAGUUCAUCGACGUUGAUCCCAAGGAAGGCUUCAGCGUACGCAACUUCCAUAUCCAGACAUGCAAGAUGGCGACGGUGAGUGAUAUUGUUGUGUACGGGGACUGUCAAACUCCACGUGAAGAGGUCGCGCGGCUCGCAAAGAGGAUUGCAAAGGCGCAGACCGCCUGGCAGAUCAAGAUGGAGGGCCCAGAUGCUGGUGCUCGCUUGUUCAAUACGUUCAUCCUGUCCGACGACUAUGAGAUAGUAGAGUGUGAUUAUCCCGAUCUGAUUGCUCUUGACUCUGAAGGUUGCAUGACUGGCAAGGUCAUGGACUUUUUCCACUGGGAGAGGCUGGAGAUGUGCUCCAUGUCAGCACCUAGCGAAAUUGCACCGAACGUCUGGCUCGGACCAACACCAGACCCGUCACUCUCGAUGGGACCCGAUGGCCUUUGUACAGCUGACAGUCAUCCGAACUUUGAAAUCUUGGUAGAGUGUAGUGACAUUGCUCAAAUGCCCGACGCAAAGGCCUUUGAUUUCCUGGAGGAACUUCUGAAGCAAAAGGAUGAUACUGCGUGGAAUGAAAAUGUGGUGCACCAGCUAGAAUUUCCUGGCUCCGGCUCCAUCAUGCCACCUACCUGGUCCCAGGCGGAAGUUGACGGUCUCCUAGCUACCUGCCAGUGGAUUCACAAGCAAGCGACCUGUCGCUCCACACACGAGCGCCGAGAUAGCAAGCUUGCCCUGUCGCCAACAGUCGAUGCUCAAGGCGAUAGCUUCAUGCAACAGUCCUCCUCGUCCGAAGUGCCCGGGAAGCAAGUGCUGAUCCACUGCACUGAUGGCUAUACUGAGUCUUCGCUUCUCGCGUUGGCUUACUACAUGUACGCCAACUGUGUUCCAGUCCACGAUGCUUGGCUGCAAAUGCAUUGCGAUAAAGGUCGCAACUUCUUCGCAUACGCUUCCGACGUCCACUUGCUUCGCGCAAUACAGCCGCGUCUGCUGCAAGCAUCACCCAAGCAUUCGGGGAAUAUCAAGCAGCUUUGUCCACCUUCUCCCGAUUGGCUGGAAAAGAUGGAUGGCUCGUUGCCAAGUCGUGUCCUUCCUUAUAUGUAUCUUGGAAACUUGGGUCAUGCGAACAAUCCUGACUUGCUCAAGGAGAUGGGGAUCGGCCAGAUCCUCAGUGUCGGAGAGCCCAUCAAUUGGCCUCAAGAGGCGAUGGGUUCUUGGCCCAGGGAAGAUCUGCUCUUCGUGGACAAGGUGCAGGACAAUGGAGUUGAUCCGCUCACCGAGGACUUUGGCCGGUGCCUGGAAUUCAUCGAAAAUGGACGCAAGAAGGGCACUGCUACGCUUGUACACUGCCGUGUUGGGGUCUCCAGAUCUGCAACAAUCUGCAUCGCCGAGGUGAUGAACGAGCUGGGCUUGUCAUUUCCUCGCGCGUACUGUUUCGUUCGGGCCAGACGGUUGAAUGUGAUUAUCCAACCACAUCUUCGCUUCUCCUACGAACUUCUCAAGUGGGAGGAAUUCCAAUGCCAGAAGCGUGGCAAGCCUCUACGUCGCGAACUCGAAUGGGCCACCAUUUCUCGCGAGAUUGCGGCUAUGAACAAGCCAUACUCCCGGCAAGGCUGA
This is a messenger RNA of Ramularia collo-cygni, 2172 nucleotides long. RefSeq names its product related to dual specificity phosphatase. The transcript is spliced from 4 exons. The record is from RefSeq and is a predicted model, not a curated record. Gene Ontology annotation, biological process: protein dephosphorylation; nuclear DNA replication. The coding region runs from base 1 to 2172 and encodes 723 amino acids. Gene Ontology annotation, molecular function: protein tyrosine/serine/threonine phosphatase activity. Lineage: Eukaryota; Fungi; Ascomycota; Dothideomycetes; Mycosphaerellales; Mycosphaerellaceae.